AUGUCUCUGUGUGCAUAUUUUUCGAAACUGAAAGAUUUGUGGGAUGAGUUCGAAGCACUUGUUCCUGCACCAAACUGUGAAUGUGAUAAAUCUAAAGAUUUUGUGGUGCAUCUUCAAAAAUUAAAGUUGUUUCAGUUCUUGAUGGGAUUAAACGAGUCAUAUCUUCAAGCAAGAAGUCAAAUAUUGCUUAUGAGUCCUUUGCCUUCAGUAAAUCAAGCUUAUGCUAUGAUUUUAAAGGGUCACACCAGAGAGAAUUGUUGGAAGUUAAUUGGCUACCCUCUUGAUUUCAAGACCAAGAGAAAGCAAAGAAUAGAAAGUGGUGUUGCCUAUAAUGUAGUGGCUGGUCAGUCUGGUGAACAAUGCUCUCAAGUAAAGGCAAGGACAUGUGAUCAAGAAGAUUCUGAAGUGCAGAUGUCUAUGAUAAGCCAGAUAGGUAAAUCAACUUUCACACAAAAACAAUAUAAUCAGAUUCUAAAGAUGAUCCACAUUAACGGUAUAUCAACACAUGAGACUGAGGCAGCAGAUGUGGCUAAUGUCGCAGGUAUAAGCAGUGCUUUUCUAGCUUGUUCUAAGUCACAACAGUGGAUAAUAGUUACAGGAGCUACUCAUCAUAUAGUGUCUGAAUUAGGUCUGCUUGAUGAGUCUUCUGUGGAUCUCUACAUUGGGAAGGUGAGUUCAAUUGGAAGAGUUAAAAAUAGUGCUAAAAAGGUAACUAGUUGUGGAGACAAUGAAGUAUUAACUGCUAAUACUGUGGAGAAGAAACAAGCAGAAGUGGACUUAUGGCAUAUGAGGUUUGGACAUGCAUCUUCUAAUGUACUCAAAAAGAUUUUGUUUGUUGAGAAGUCUUUGGCUGUAGAGGAUAGAAUAAAACAAUGCUCUGGAUUAUUCAUCAGACAACCUGUCACUCCACAACAAAAUGGAGUGGCUGAGAGAAAACACCGGCACAUUUUAGAGGUCACAGGAGCACUAUGGUUUCAAGGGGAAAUUCCAAUAAAGUUCUGGGGAUAUUGUGUAUUGGCAGCUGUGUAUAUUAUAAAUAGAUUAUCAAGUUUAGUUAUUCAUUAUCAAACUCCUUAUGAAAGGUUGUAUGGAAAGAAACCUAAUUGUGAUCAUCUUAGAGUAGUGGGGUGCUUGUGCUAUGCUAAGGUUGUGAAUGAGCAUGACAAAUUGUUGUCUAGAACAAAGUCCACUGUCCUCAUGGGGUUUUCUGAUACUCAGAAGGGAUAUGUGUUGUAUGAUAUGGUGUGA
Messenger RNA from Solanum verrucosum, 1248 nucleotides. RefSeq lists its product as uncharacterized. The record is from RefSeq and is a predicted model, not a curated record. Lineage: Eukaryota; Viridiplantae; Streptophyta; Magnoliopsida; Solanales; Solanaceae. Gene Ontology annotation, molecular function: nucleic acid binding. The transcript is spliced from 4 exons. Bases 1 to 1248 code for a protein of 415 amino acids.